This is a messenger RNA of Microthlaspi erraticum, 1383 nucleotides long. NCBI's taxonomy places the organism in Eukaryota, Viridiplantae, Streptophyta, Magnoliopsida, Brassicales, Brassicaceae. The record is from the annotation of a GenBank genome assembly.
AUGGUGUGGAGUAGAGAGGACAACAUAGUGGAGAGCAAGGGGGGUGACCAGUACUUCCAUCCAUCUCCCUCCGCGUCUGAUAAAGCGAUUAAUUCGAAUUCCUUGAAGCUGGAUAUGACGGUGGCUGGGUGUUGGUCGGAUGAUUCUUCUUUGCAGCUCGAGUCCACUACUCUAUUCAGGAAGCUAUCUACCGAGAGACUUCCUCCUAUUGAGCAAGUGAUAAGUUCUGGUCUUGUGCCUCGGUUUGUUUCCUUCCUUAUGAAGGAGGACCACCCUCAGCUUCAGUGUGAGGCUGCUCGGGCUCUGACAAACAUUACGCUUGCACCACCAUCUCAUCACACAGGCCCUUUUUGCAAACUAAAAACAUCUGAUAACACACAGCUUUUGAUCAAUCACAAUGCUGUUCCGAUAUUUGUCAAGAUGCUCUCUUCCCCUAGAGAUGAUAUCCGUGAAUUGGCUGUAGAGGCCUUGGGUCAUGUUGCUCGGGAUUCACCACAGUCCCGUGAUCUUGUUCUUGCAUGUGGGGCAAUGACGCCGCUUCUCAAUCAGCUAAAGAUGCAUGGACCAUGCAACUUUUCCAUGAUUGAAAUUACCUCUUGGACCCUGGUACAAUUGUGUCGCCAGUGGCCUGACCAGGUGAUAUGCGCUCUUCCGGCCCUUGUUUGGUUUAUUUAUAUGAAUGAUGCACAAGUCUUGAAAGAUUCGUGUGUGAUUAUCUCAAACCUAUAUUAUGAGCCCGAAGAAGUCAUCUCUUCUCGUUGCAAGCCUGUCGUCGACGCCGGUCUAGUCGCAAGAUUUGUUGAACUUCUCCACCAUCCUUCUCGAGCUGUGAAUUGUGCUGCACUUCUCUCCAUUUCAGCUGUCACUACUGAUAAUUGUCAACAAAUCCAGACUGUGAUCAAUAGUGGUGCUCUACCUCUUCUCCGCGAUUUCCUCACUCGUGGCUGCAAAGAAGAAAUCGCUCGUUGUGCUUGCCUGGCGAUCAGAAGAAUCACAAGAGGCACCAAUGAUCAGAUCAAGGCAGUAAUUGAUGCUGGCUUGAUUCCCCUCUUGGUUACUCUUUCACAAAAUGCUCAGUUAGUCUGUCAAGAAGUAGCUGCACUGGCAAUUGCAAAUGCAAUUAUAUAUGCUCCUUAUGAUCAAAUAAGUGUCCUUUUGGAACAAGGAUGCACAAAACCAAUAUGCGAUCUCCUGGUAUCGACGCAUCCUCGAGUCCUAUCAACUUGCCUUGACGCACUGGGUAAGAUUUUGCGCUGUGGAGGCCGCUACGCUGCGCUAAUUGAUGAUAAAGCAGAAGCGAUCGAGAAGUUGAAGAGUCAUGAAGACCGUGAUGUUUUUAACAGGGCUUAUGAUAUUUGUGAAAGCUGGUCUUACUCUUACUAG